AUGGCGACAACCGGCAGGGCCUUCAUAUUCUUUAGCGUCCUCUUCCUGGCAAAUGGCAUGUUCAAGAAGGGCGCGAAGCAGCUGACGUCUCAGGAGCCUGGCAAGCGACCUCCGGUCUCUUUGCAUCUGGACUCCGGAAGCGACCUUCAUACCGUCAGUCGUGGAAACGGCUUUCGAAAAGCUGAAGGGACAACGGCGACGCCGGCACUGCUGGCCGCCGAGCCCUUGAAGUGGGUGCACAUCCCGAAGUGUGGGACCUCCUUCCUGAAUGUAUUAAUCCAUCUCCCUGAUGUCUGCCCGGGAGUAGACGACUCUUUCCAAGUGAAUAGAGAAGUCAUGGGUGACCUUUUCGAGGUCAAGUUUGAGGAUGCUUGUCCUUAUGUCUGCGAUAAGACGAAGUUCCUGUGCAACCCAAAGCAGCUGGGAGUCUUUCACGUGACGCACGUGGGCGUCGGACAGCAGUAUGAGUUCCUGAAAGGCGGCAACUUCCGAAAGGUUCAACGUUUAGGGCUUCAGCGGUUGAGGAUUUAA
Molecule: messenger RNA, 531 nt
Organism: Symbiodinium necroappetens
Lineage: Eukaryota; Dinophyceae; Suessiales; Symbiodiniaceae
Source: the annotation of a GenBank genome assembly